CUAAGGUAGUUUUUGAACAAUUUCACUAGAAAUAUCACAGAAAUAACCAAAUGUAAUUUUUUAUAUAUGCACAGUAUGACCAAGUCAAAACAAAAGUGUCAAAGAAAAAUGGUUAGAAAAGAAUUAAUGCUUUCCUUUUUCAUAUUGCAUACAAAUACCAUACUUGGACUUUCAUCCCACCACUCUCUUAUCCUUAUGGCUUCUCAUCAGAAUGCAUUCUCCUUCUUCUUCCUUUUUCUUUUUCUCUUUUUACCAUCCUUUUCAGUUUCUGCUCAGCCAUAUAAAAAUGUAACUCUAGGCUCAACUCUCACUGCACUCAACAACAACAAUGACUCCUAUUGGUCCUCCCUUUCUGGUGACUUUGCUUUUGGGUUCCUACAAUUUGAAAGCAAAGGCUUUUUGUUAGCCAUUUGGUUCAACAAAAUACCUCAACAAACCAUUGUUUGGUCAGCCAAACCAAGUGCUUUGGUACCUGCAGGAUCCACAGUUCAACUUACCAACACUCAACUUGUUCUCAAAGACCCUGCAGGCAAACAGAUAUGGAGUAGUAAUGAUAAUAAUAAUGUGGGACUUGGAUCAGUUUCUUAUGCUGCCAUACUUGAUACUGGCAAUUUCAUUCUUACUGCCACCGAUUCCCAAGUUUUGUGGCAAAGCUUUGAUCAUCCUACUGAUACAAUUUUACCAUCACAGACUUUGAAUUCAAAUCUUGUUUCUUCUUAUUCAAAAACCAACUACACUGAAGGAAGAUUUCUUUUCUCAAUGGGAACUGAUGGAAAUCUUGUUUCAUCUUACCCCAGAAUCGUCCCUAUGCGUUGGUCUCCCUUAAUUUAUUGGGAAAGUGAAACAUCAGGCUCUGGCUUCAAUCUUGUUUUCAAUCUCUCUGGCUCCAUUUAUAUCUCUGCACCAAAUGGAAGCGUAGUUAAAAAUUUGUCCUCCAAUACACCUUCAACUGACGAUUUCUACCAUCGAGCUAUUUUGGAAUACGAUGGAGUUUUCAGGCAAUACGUGUAUCCAAAGACUGCUAAGAUUACAGGCAAUGCCACUCCUUCUCCUUGGCCCAAGGAUUGGAGUCAGGUCUCAGAUUCCAUUCCUCCAAAUAUGUGUUUGCCAAUAACCAAUGGCUUAGGAAGUGGAGCAUGUGGGUACAAUAGCUAUUGUAGAAUUGGGGAUGAUCAAAGACCAACUUGCCAUUGUCCUCAAGGCUAUGAUUUACUUGAUCCAAAUGAUGAAAUUCAAGGUUGUAAACCAAUUUUCACUCCUCAAAGCUGUGAUGAUGAAGAAACUGAUGCCUUUGAAUUCUUUUCAAUUGAAAAUUCAGAUUGGCCUGAUGCUGAUUAUGAGGCUUUCUAUGGUGUAAAUGAGGAUUGGUGUAGAAGAGUUUGUUUGGAUGAUUGUUAUUGUUCUGCGGUUGUUUUUAGAGGGACGCAUUGUUGGAAGAAGAAAUUUCCUCUCUCAUUUGGAAGAAUUGAUCUGGAGUUUAAAGGUAAAGCUUUGAUUAAAGUUAGGAAACAGAACUCAACCUCCAUAAUUGUUAAUCAAGCCUACAAGAAAGUGAAGGACAAGACUUUGGUCCUUGUUGGGUCAAUUUUCUUAGGGACUUGUGGAUUUCUGAUUGCUACUCUUCUGAUUGCUUACCAAUUCAAUAUAAAGAGAACAGAGCUACUCAUUGAGAAAAACUUGCCAGUACUCCAAGGUAUGAACUUGAGAAUUUUCAGCUAUGAAGAGCUUCACAAAGCCACAAGUGGAUUCACAGAAAAAUUGGGAAGUGGUGCUUUUGCUACAGUUUAUAAAGGGGUUAUUGAUGAUUGUAUGGACAAGGAGAUUAAAAACUUGGUAGCUGUUAAAAAAUUGGAGAAUAUGGUGAAAGAAGGAGACCAAGAAUUCAAAGCUGAAGUGAGUGCUAUUGCUCGAACAAACCACAAGAAUUUGGUUCAAUUACUUGGUUUUUGUAACGAAGAACCACACAGAAUGUUGGUGUAUGAAUACAUGAACAAGGGUUCAUUAGCGGAUUAUCUUUUUGGAUGUACAAAAAAACCAAAUUGGUAUGAGAGAAUUGAAGUGAUUUUAGGAACAGCAAGAGGGCUAUGCUAUCUACACGAAGAAUGUGAGAUACAGAUCAUUCAUUGUGAUAUUAAGCCUCAAAACAUCCUAUUAGAUGACUCUUUGGUUGCAAGAAUAUCAGACUUUGGAUUGGCCAAACUUCUGAAGGAAAACCAAACUAGAACCAUGACUGGAAUCAGAGGAACCAAAGGGUAUGUGGCUCCAGAGUGGUUCAGAAAUCUUGCCAUAACAACAAAGGUAGAUGUUUAUAGUUUUGGGAUUGUGUUGUUGGAGAUUAUCAGUUGCAGAAAGAGUUUGGAGGUAGAGGGAGAAGAUGAGUUAGUGGUGUUGGCAGAUUUGGCUUAUGAUUGGUUCCAAGAGAGGAAAUUAGAGAUGUUGGUGAGGAAUGAUGAGGAAGCGAAAGAAGACAUGAAAAGAGUGGAGAAGUUUGUUAAGAUUGCAAUUUGGUGCGUUCAAGAAGAGCCAUCAUUUAGACCAUCCAUGAAGAAAGUGGUGCAAAUGCUUGAAGGUGCUGUUGAAGUUUCCACUCCACCCCACCCAUAUUCAUUUAUCACUGCAAUUCAUUAACAUAAUUGUUAGGAAUUUCCAUGGAUGUGUCGAGUCUGGGGCCACCAACUACGGAGAUGUUGCUAUUUCUGUUGCAAUAUCGCACCUUGAAAAAUCAAGACUCACUUGUCAAGUUGUAUCCAUAUGUAUUGCAAUUUUAACCAUAAACUUUACAACAUGUUGAAAACUUAUAAUAGUUCUUGUUCCAAAUAUCAUAAAGAAAAAGAAGCAUUUUUAUGCCUUCAA
Cucumis sativus (cucumber) is the source of this 2853-nucleotide messenger RNA. Its product is annotated as G-type lectin S-receptor-like serine/threonine-protein kinase LECRK3. The record is from RefSeq and is a predicted model, not a curated record. The transcript has a single exon. Lineage: Eukaryota; Viridiplantae; Streptophyta; Magnoliopsida; Cucurbitales; Cucurbitaceae. Gene Ontology annotation, molecular function: protein serine/threonine kinase activity; ATP binding. Gene Ontology annotation, biological process: protein phosphorylation. Bases 67 to 2628 code for a protein of 853 amino acids.